AUGGCUGCAGGAGGGGGGGGUGUUUCAGUCAUGCUGGUGGUGAUGCUCGUGCUCGUGCUGUCUGCGUGGUCCCGAGGCGGGGAUGCGCGUGUCCGGCUCAACUCCAUCAGGACGGUGAUCCUGAGGGACGGGCACGCGCUGCCGGUGAACCGGAGCGCGUGGGAGCCGAGUCUGGACCUGACGCUCUACCAGUGCAUGAGCGACCUGGAGUGCAGCGAGGGCAGCUAUUGCCACGCCCCCAGCAAAGGCCCCGCCCACUCACGGUGCCAGACCUGUCACAGGAGGAAGAAGCGCUGCCAUAGGGAUGGAAUGUGUUGCCCUGGCAACCGCUGCAGCAACAAUAUCUGUGUUCCUGACGUCGAUAGUUUUAUAGCUCAGACGAUCCCCGACUCUGACGGAGAUUUGAGUCUGCUGUCCAAAAAGAAAGGAUGGAAGAAGAGAGGACGAGUGGACAUGAAAGGGACGAGCGGUAAAGGUCAGGUCGGGGAUCCUUGUCUGCGUUCGUCCGACUGCUCGGACAGUUUGUGCUGCGCUCGCCACUUCUGGACCCGCAUCUGCAAGCCGGUGUUGCGAGAGGGACAAGUUUGCACGAGACACCGACGAAAACGGAACCACGGCCUGGAGCUGUUCCAGCGUUGCCCGUGUGCUGAUGGGCUGGGCUGCCGAACGCUGCGGGAGCCCGGCGCCAAGCCUUCAUCGUCGUUAUUGUCUUCCUCAUCAUCGCUCCUGGCGGCGGCGGCGAAGUCCAAGUUUGCAUCUGCUCCUUCCCGCCACUCGUCUCCACGCUCGCCCUUGUUGCCUUCGGCCUCUUUGUCGUCAACAAAGUCGUCGUCGUUGUCGCCGGUGGCAAAAACCAGACUUCAUGUUUGUCAGAAGGACUGA
Limanda limanda (common dab) is the source of this 882-nucleotide messenger RNA. Its product is annotated as dickkopf-related protein 2-like. Gene Ontology annotation, molecular function: co-receptor binding; receptor antagonist activity. Bases 1 to 882 code for a protein of 293 amino acids. Lineage: Eukaryota; Metazoa; Chordata; Actinopteri; Pleuronectiformes; Pleuronectidae. Gene Ontology annotation, biological process: multicellular organism development; negative regulation of canonical Wnt signaling pathway. The transcript has 5 exons. Gene Ontology annotation, cellular component: extracellular region. The record is from RefSeq and is a predicted model, not a curated record.